AUGUUACUGAGGCUUUUAUCGUACGCAGGCACGGUCCUUGGGUUUCUGUUCUUGACGCUGUCAAUAGCGUCCGGGUUAUACUAUGUAAGUGAGCUCGUAGAGGAGCAUUCAGAGCCAACAAAAAGGUUUUUGACGCGGGCCAUUUACGGUAUUAUGAUCAUUUUCGUCACAUUGCUGUUAUUCGACUCUUUUCCAUUCAAACUAAGCGUCUUUUCAAUUGCAUCCUAUCUGGUUUAUCUUCAGAACUUGAAACAUUUCCCAUUCAUACGUCUCACGAGCCCCACAUUUUUGGCAAGCUGUGCACUCGUGAUCGCAAACCAUUACCUGUGGUUCAAGCACUUCAACGACAACGAGAUCCCACCACAGUUUCGCUUCGAUCCAAACUACAUUCCACGCCGACGUGCCAGUUUCUCGGAAGUCGCUUCUUUCUUCGGUAUCUGUAUUUGGUUUAUCCCAUUCGCACUAUUCGUCUCGCUCUCCGCUGGCGAUAACGUCUUGCCCACUACGACCGCGGGACUCGCCAAAAAGACUGAUGAAUCAGUAACUAACGCACCCAAAUUUCGCAAAAAGGCCACCGGUUUGGUCCGCGUCGUCAUCGACUCUGUCAGAUCAUACUUCUACUCGGUGGCUCGCGUCUUUGGUUAUAAUGUCGAUCCAAACAGAGAUCGACUAUUGAUUUAA
Messenger RNA from Lachancea mirantina, 681 nucleotides. The record is from the annotation of a GenBank genome assembly. Lineage: Eukaryota; Fungi; Ascomycota; Saccharomycetes; Saccharomycetales; Saccharomycetaceae.